AUGUUAAAAAAAGUGGCAGUAAGGGAAAAACUACACCAAUUAGUAGCAGAUGUGGUCGACUCGAGCGCACACACCAUGAAAACGACUCACCCAUUGGGAGCACCCUUUGAUCCCAAGUGCUAUCUCUAUCACUCGGUUAUGGCUAUACUCGCGUCCACUGCUUUCGGGAAGCGUCUUGAGUUCAUGCAAAGCCGGACGAGUCUAUUGGCGGCCAUCGAUCGCAUACCACUCUUAAGACUGAUCCCAAAAUACGGCAAUUAUGAGCGCAAAGUGUUUGAAACGGCCAGAAAUGUGACCAAUAGUUGUAAACAACAAUAUAUGGCUCACCUGAAGACCUAUUCCUCGGGAGUCGUCAAUGACUUCUGCGACGCUCUCAUUGAGUCCAAAAGAAAAGGCCAUUAA
Molecule: messenger RNA, 402 nt
Organism: Medioppia subpectinata
Lineage: Eukaryota; Metazoa; Arthropoda; Arachnida; Sarcoptiformes; Oppiidae
Source: the annotation of a GenBank genome assembly